UGGGUUCCUUCACCAAACCACCACACUCACUUUCUUCUUCUUCCUUUGAGACUUGGCUCACUUUUGGUCUGUUGUUUCGUUGAGUUCAUGGCUGACAUAGCUCGUGUCACUCUUGGCCUUACUCGCCCUGGCCCAAGCAAUGCCCCUAAGGUAAAUUUUGCUGCAAAAGACAUUAAUGUCUUGGAAUGGAGUGGAGACUUGGUUGCUGUGGGUGUGAUAGAGAAAGAUAUGGAGAGGGAUGAAGAGGGCCACUUCAAGAAUCCCCUUUUGCACAGGUUGAAUGAAGCCUUGGGUGGAUUGUUGGGUGAGGCUUCUUCAGAGGAAGAGUUCUCUGGAAAGUCUGCCCAAUCCAUUGUUCUAAGAGUUUCUGGCUUGAGAUUUAAGAGGGUUGGUUUAUUUGGCCUUGGCCAAUCAGCUUCUAGAGCUGUAGCCUUUGUUGGUCUAGGUGAGGCCAUUGCAGCAGCAGCACAGGCAUCUCGAGCAGCUUCACUUGCUGUCGGUCUUGCCUUCUCCGAGGACCUGUCGGAUGAAUCCAAGCCUGACAUUGCCUCUGCCAUUGCAGUUGGGAUUGUAAAUGGGAUAUUUGACGACAACCGAUACAAAUCAGACCCCAAAAUGACUCUACUCCAAUCUGUGGAUGUUCUUGGUCUUGGAUUUGGACCUAAUAUGGAGAAAAAGUUAGAAUAUGCAGAAUAUGUCAGUUCUGGGGUGGUUUUUGUAAAAGAACUUGUAAAUUCACCUGCAAAUGUACUUACCCCAGGGGAAUUGGCAGAAGAGGUUUCAAAGAUUGCCGAGAAGUACAACGAUGUUCUUUCAGCAAACAUUUUCAAAGAAGAAAAAAUCAUAGAAUUGAAGAUGGGUUCUUACCUUGGUGUCACUGCAGCAGCCACUGCAAAUCCUGCUCAUUUUAUCCACCUGUGUUACAAACCUCCCGGUGGAUCUGUAUCAACCAAAUUGGGUUUAGUUGGUAAAGGAAUUACCUUUGACAGUGGUGGCUACAACCUUAAAACAGGACCCAACAGUAGCAUUGAAACAAUGAAGAAUGAUAUGGGAGGGGCAGCAGCAAUUUUUGGAGCAGCAAAAGCCAUUGCUCAACUUAAACCUCCUGGGGUAGAGAUUCAUUUUGUUGUUCCUGCUUGUGAGAACAUGAUAAGUGCAACUGGCAUGAGACCAAGUGAUAUCGUCACAGCUUCAAAUGGAAAGACAAUUGAGGUUAACAACACAGAUGCUGAAGGAAGACUUUGCCUUGCUGAUGCUUUGAUAUACACUUGUAACCUGGGUGUUGAAAAGAUUAUAGACCUGGCUACUCUAACUGGUGCUUGUAUAACAGCUCUUGGGCCUUCAGUUGCAGGUGCCUUUACACAAAAUGAAGAGCUAGCAAAAGAGGUAAUUGAUGCUGCAGAGAGGAGUGGUGAGAAGAUAUGGAGGUUGCCAAUGGAGGAAAGCUAUUGGGAGUUUAUGAAAUCAGGCGUCGCUGAUAUGAUCAACACUGGUCCUGGUCAAGGCGGUGCUAUCACAGGCGCUCUGUUUCUGAAGCAGUUUGUUGCUGACAAUGUCCAAUGGAUGCACCUAGACAUUGCUGGUCCCGUUUGGAAUGCCAGGAAGAGUAUUGCAACUGGAUUCGGUGUUUCCACACUUGUGGAGUGGGUUCUAAAGAAUGCUUCUUAAGAGGUUCAGGCAUGGCAAGGACCUCAACAAUAAAUAAACAACUCUAAGGUGGAUGCUAAGAGUUUUCAAGGGUUGCAGCAUUGAGAAAUCAAUCUAAAUAAAAGUUACGUUAAGCAUUAGUAAUAUCAAUAAAGCCUCUUGUUAAGGAUUCUUGGCAAUUCUUAGUGUUUUAGACUUUUCUAUCAAGCGUUUCCUUGGUGUAUGUAUACACCUUCCCCUAAAUCUAUUUCCUCAUUUGCUAUCACAAUAUGCUUCACUGAGAACAACUGAAAGAAUACAUGAUGGUAAUAUAAAGUAAAAAUAAGAAGCAAGAAAAGCUAGCCAACAAAACACAAAAUUACAGAUUAGACUCCAACUCUCUUUUGAGAGAUGGAUGAUGAGUAAUGUAACAAUCCAAGUCCACCGCUAGAAGAUAUUGUAUUCUUUGAACUUUUCCUUUCCAACCGACGUGAGAUGUCACAAUCCACCCCCUUGGGGACCCACCCAGCACCCUCACUGACACACCUGCCGAUACUCUAAUACCAUUAGUAACCAUCUAAGCCCACCCUUGGCAAAUACUGUUUCUUCUCUUUAGAUUUUUUCUUUCGAACCCAUGUGAUAUCUCAUUCCAAAUUACAAAAUCUUAUAAAAGAUCCAGGAAAUGAAGAUCACGGUGAUAAAUGUCACCUUUAGGGAAAGGAAUGACUGAAGAUCACCUUUAGUCUACAAGCAACAAAACAAAGGGGGAACAAAUGAUAAAUGGAGAACAGUGUGCAGGAAGAACCUGUCAAUGGAAGACUUUCCAAUGGAAAAAUUGAUGAGAUCUUUGUCCCUAAUAAGUUCAUUUUCUCUGUUUCUUCUCCUACCCCUCUUCUCCCUCCUCUGUCUCUCAAGAUCACUCUUGCCGGCAUAGUCAUUUGUAUUAAUUACUCGUUUGACAAAGUAAUGACGAACGUAAAUGAGCACAAGUCAUAUCUGAUUCCUUUGAUUGAUUUAAUGGUUCCAAAAAAAGACAAAUAUAGGGAAUUCCUUCCAUUAGGGAACUGCAGUGUUUGGCUAAAGAAACCAUACUGCAGUGUUUAGCUGGAAAAGACAGAGUAAGCAACAUUGACAACCCAAAGACCAAAACCAAUAGACACUAGGACAGUUACUCGAGGUGAGUAGUACAGUACAGCAAGCAAAAUAUAUAAAAUCUGACAACUCACCUUUAUAUUUGGACAUACAUUAAUCAAAUAGUAAUUUGAUGUGACAACAUUGCUUUUGCAGGUAAUUGAAAGUGUUUGUUCAUUGACGAGACACCUACCUCAUAUAUUUUAUAACCCCAGAUCACUAGUAUCAUUUCAAGUACCUACCUCUCCAUGGCUCCUCCGUGUUGAAAUAUCAAACUCAAACAUAACGUAAGAUGUAAAAACAGAGAUUUGAGAGCAAGCUUCACCACUCCCGUGCGUGGUGUUGACAUGUUUGGUCACUGACUCGCUCUCCCAGUCCCUGAGCGAUCUCGCCAUGGAUCAAGAAUUUACGUAUCCCAGACACGAUUGACGACAAUGGAAGAGUUGAUGAUUGGUUGUUUGUCAAAGGAUUGUGGUUUUCGGUUGCAGAAGGUUACGCCAUGUAUUUACUCCAUCCCUCAGUGAUGCUUUGUUUUGAAUACAAGGGGGCAUGAGGUCUUAUUUAUAGAUUUUUUUUAGUUCCUCCUCCCCAUACUUUCCGAUGUGGGAUUUAGGAUUCU
Cucurbita pepo subsp. pepo (vegetable marrow) is the source of this 3376-nucleotide messenger RNA. NCBI's taxonomy places the organism in Eukaryota, Viridiplantae, Streptophyta, Magnoliopsida, Cucurbitales, Cucurbitaceae. The record is from RefSeq and is a predicted model, not a curated record.